Stegodyphus dumicola is the source of this 2813-nucleotide messenger RNA. RefSeq names its product fatty-acid amide hydrolase 2-A-like. Gene Ontology annotation, cellular component: endomembrane system. The record is from RefSeq and is a predicted model, not a curated record. NCBI's taxonomy places the organism in Eukaryota, Metazoa, Arthropoda, Arachnida, Araneae, Eresidae.
UCAGUAAAUAAAACUUGAGGAGAAAGUGAGGUGAGAAAUGAUCUUCACGCUUUCCUGCAGUAACACCCAUUGUUUACAUUAAGAAACAGUUGUAGUUCUUACGCCGCUUUUGAAAAUUGAAGAGUCUCGAAACCCAAGUCGAAUUAUGAAUAAAUCCUCUGUUACUUUUCAUUUAUUGUUCAUUACUUUGCUCGGGAUUUUGCAGAAAUGCUACGAAACAGUGUAUUCUGCAAUACAUUUCUUAUUAGCUAUAGUCUACUGGGGAAGAGGGAAACAGGUUCCGCCGAUUGAAAAUGAGCUCCUCUUGAAAUCUGCCACAAAACUAGCUCAAGAAAUAAGAGAAGGGAAGCUAAAAAGCGAAGAUGUGAUGAAGGCUUAUAUCGCCAGAAUUGUGGAAGUGGAUCCUAUAAUUAAUGCUACUGUCGAAAGGAGAUUUGUCGACGCUCUACAAGAAGCGAGGGAGGCUGAUGCUCUGAUUGCUUCAGGUGUAUACACAGAACAACAGCUCGCCGAAGAAAAGCCACUCCUAGGAGUUCCCCUCAGCGUUAAAGUGCUCCUCACUGUGAAAGGGUUUCGAAGCACUGCAGCAUCUCUGCUUUUCAAAGAUGUCAAAGCUGCAGAAGACGCUCCUACAGUGGCCAUCAUGAAGAAUGCUGGCGCUAUCGUCUUGGCAACGACCAACAGUGCUGAAAUGGGCAUGAACUUCGAAACUAAUAACAAAGCUCAUGGUAAGACUAGUCAUCCUUAUGACACCAGCAGAACCAGUGGUGGAAGCAGCGGAGGAGAAAGUGCCCUCAUCUGCGCUGGAGGUUCCGUCAUUGGUUUGGGCAAUGAUAUGCUGGGUAGUAUUAGGGUCCCUUGCCAUUUUACUGGGCUCUUUGGGCAUAAACCAACCAGAGGUUUGGUGUCAGCAGAUGGAUGUUUUCCUGUUCCUGAUCCAAAGAUCCACAAUUUUAUAUACACGGGUCCGAUGUGCAGAUAUGCGGAAGAUCUGGUGACGACGAUGUCAGUUCUUACCUCCCAGAAUGAGAAACCUGUCAAAUUUGGAAAGCAGGUAAAUUUUUCGAAAUUGAAAUUAUUCUACCUGCUGUCAGAAGAUGUUCCUCUUUCUUUCCGUCCUACAGAAGAAUAUCAGGAAGCUAUAAAAAAGGUCAUUUCUUAUUUUCAAACAACUUAUGGGGUGAAUGCUAAAGAAGUAAAACUCCCUUUGCUAAGAAGUACAAACAUGAUUGCACUGCAUUCUCUGCUGUCUGGUGUGGAUGAUGUCGCAAAAGUACUUACAGCUGGUAAAAAAGAUAUCAACAAGUUCACUGAACUUCUUAAGUUCUUCGUCGGCAAUUCCACAUUGACGCUUGGACCUGUUGUAGCCAUGAGUUUGGGAAAAUUUCCCCUCUGGUACAGGGAGAGUAAAGUACCAUACUACAAAAAACUUGCUCAAGAACUAGAUGAACAAUUUGACAAAUUACUAGAUGAACAAUCCGUUUUGAUAAUGCCUACUUUUCCUUUCUCUGCACCUUACCACCAUGAAAUACCUGUUUUACUUCCCAGCACAUGGUAUACGUCUGUCUUCAACGUAUUGGGACUGCCGUCUACUCAGUGUCCUUUAGGUCUCAACAAACAUGGUUUGCCUCUUGGAAUUCAAAUUGUCAGUCGCAGAAACAACGAUCCUUUAACAAUUGCUUGUGCAGUAGAGUUAGAGAAAGUGUAUGGUGGCUGGUUACCACCGGGAAGCAAACCUUAACUUAGAACUAAAUGUUAGUGAGUAUAUUUGGAGACAAGCCAAAAGAAAUAUAAAUUGCAAAUCAAGAUUGCUUUAAAUAUGCUUCUGAUACUAUUUGUGUUAUUACGAACGUACUCUCCCUAAAACAAAUGAACUUUUGCCUUUAGGCAUUAAGUUAUAGAUUGCUAUGUUAAUUAAUUUUUUAUUCUUUUUGUAUUCAAAACGUUUUAUUUCUAGUUACGGCCAACGAAUUCUUAGCUAGCCUAAAAAUGAUCACAAUCUAAAAUAUCUGAACUAAAAAAGAACCCUAACCAAGCAUAAAUUUAUGCUUUAAUUAAAUGGAUAAAAAGAAAUAAGAGACUAUAGAAAUUCACUUCCACUUUCGUGUAUACAAAGACUGCAUGGAUAUAAAUAAGCAAUUUUAGGUAUUGUCCCAACUGGCGAUCUACCGAAUUUGGUUAGUUAGUUAAUCAUUUUUGCACUAGAUGGCGCCAUCACCUUUUUCAGACAAUAUAACUACAAAAUCGAGUGUAUUUUAUCUUACACAUUGUCUGUUUCUCUCACUAUAUACGCGAAAUUCUUGUUAUAAUCUAAAUCCAUAACAUUAAAGUCUCAAUUUCAGUUACUGAAUUCAUUGAAAUUUUUAAACCAGCUAAUCUAAAAAAAAAAAAAAAAAAAAAAAAAAAAUUCACCCUUUUAUUCGAACACUAAAGGUUUCUUAUACGCAGUAUAAAACACAGCAAAAGAAAUAAAUAUUUCGCGAAACAUAAAAAAAUUAUAAUUAUUGAAUCAUAAUAAAUCUGAUCGUGCAAAUGUCAAUAAAAUGGCAGAAGAAAAAAGAAAUGUGUAAAAACAGCAAUUUUAGUGGCGCCACCUGUCGAUUCUUAAAGUAACUACACAGUUAAAUAAAGUAGAUCGCCUAUUGGGAGAAUACCCCAACUUUUUAUACAUAUUUAAUGAUAUAAUGAUACGGACGUUUUUACUACUGAAUAUCAGGAGGCAGUGCUCUGUCAAAUGAAGAACUGUGUACAAGUCUGCCUCAGAUAUCGAACUCUUAUGCAUAUUUUAUAUUAAAAAAAGUUUUCUAGAAAAA